AUGAGAAAGAGAGUGAAACUUGCAUUUAUGGUCAACGAUUCUGCAAGGAAGAUAACUUACACCAAAAGGAAAAAGAGUCUAAUAAAAAAGAUUGAUGAACUCACAACUCUUUGUGGGAUUGAAGCUUGUGCUAUAAUUUAUAGCGAUUUUCAUUCGGAGCCAGAGAUUUGGCCUUCCCAAUGGGAGGUCCAAAGGGUCGUCACAAAAUUCAGAAGUUACUCCGAAUUUGAGAAAGGUAAGAAGAUGUUGAACCAAGAGAGCUUUUUGGCGCAGAGAAUUGUGAAGUCCAACGAACAAUUGGUAAAAUUGGAGAGGAGCAAUUGGGAGGCAGAGAAAUCAUUGAUCUUAUAUCAAUGUCUUUCUAAGGAAAACUUUAUCAACACUUUGAACAUGAAUGUUUUGAAUAACCUAGCUUAUGAUAUUAAUGAGAAGCUGGCGCAAAUUACUUCAAAGGUGAAUGAACUUGAUACAAAUGUAACCAUUUAA
Lathyrus oleraceus (garden pea) is the source of this 486-nucleotide messenger RNA. RefSeq names its product agamous-like MADS-box protein AGL80. Lineage: Eukaryota; Viridiplantae; Streptophyta; Magnoliopsida; Fabales; Fabaceae. Gene Ontology annotation, molecular function: protein dimerization activity; cis-regulatory region sequence-specific DNA binding; DNA-binding transcription factor activity, RNA polymerase II-specific. The coding region runs from base 1 to 486 and encodes 161 amino acids. The transcript has a single exon. The record is from RefSeq and is a predicted model, not a curated record. Gene Ontology annotation, biological process: positive regulation of transcription by RNA polymerase II.